Molecule: messenger RNA, 610 nt
Organism: Lepus europaeus (European hare)
Lineage: Eukaryota; Metazoa; Chordata; Mammalia; Lagomorpha; Leporidae
Gene: HBB
Product: hemoglobin subunit beta
Exons: 3
Coding region: 73-516 (147 amino acids)
Biological process (GO): oxygen transport; hydrogen peroxide catabolic process
Cellular component (GO): haptoglobin-hemoglobin complex; blood microparticle; hemoglobin complex
Molecular function (GO): haptoglobin binding; heme binding; peroxidase activity
Source: RefSeq, a predicted model, not a curated record
AGCAGGGCAGCUGCCGCUUACACUUGCUUUUGACACAACUGUGUCUCCUUGCAAUCCCCUAAAACAGACAGAAUGGUGCAUCUGUCCGGUGAGGAGAAGUCUGCGGUCACUGCCCUGUGGGGCAAGGUGAAUGUGGAAGAAGUUGGUGGUGAGACCCUGGGCAGGCUGCUGGUUGUCUACCCAUGGACCCAGAGGUUCUUCGAGUCCUUUGGGGACCUGUCCACUGCUUCUGCUGUUAUGGGCAACCCUAAGGUGAAGGCUCAUGGCAAGAAGGUGCUGGCUGCCUUCAGUGAGGGUCUGAGUCACCUGGACAACCUCAAAGGCACCUUCGCUAAGCUGAGUGAACUGCAUUGUGACAAGCUGCACGUGGAUCCUGAGAACUUCAGGCUCCUGGGCAACGUGCUGGUUAUUGUGCUGUCUCAUCACUUUGGCAAAGAAUUCACUCCUCAGGUGCAGGCUGCCUAUCAGAAGGUGGUGGCUGGUGUGGCCAAUGCCCUGGCUCACAAAUACCACUGAGAUCCUUUUCCCUCUGACCAGAAUUAUGGGAACAUCAUGAAGCCCCUUGAGCAUCUAGCUUCUGGCUAAUAAAGGAAAUUUAUUAUCAUUGCAA